Ipomoea triloba (trilobed morning glory) is the source of this 1887-nucleotide messenger RNA. RefSeq lists its product as uncharacterized. The record is from RefSeq and is a predicted model, not a curated record. Gene Ontology annotation, molecular function: aspartic-type endopeptidase activity. Bases 1 to 1887 code for a protein of 628 amino acids. NCBI's taxonomy places the organism in Eukaryota, Viridiplantae, Streptophyta, Magnoliopsida, Solanales, Convolvulaceae. Gene Ontology annotation, biological process: proteolysis. The transcript has 3 exons.
AUGUCAAGAAUUAAGUAUGCAAACACUGAUGAGGAGGUGGAUUCUGGUGCUAAUCCAGUUGAGGAAGAACAUUCUCAUUUUCAGAAACAACUGUUGGCUAGAUUGGAUACUGUGCAGGCAGAACAACAGGAACUACGCACUGCGAUAAGUCAGAUGACUGAAGGACAUAGUAUUAUCAUGCCUCCAAGAAGGUCUGUUGAAAAUCAAGAUGCUCCGGAGAAUGACGUCCCUACUAGCGCUGAGUUAGCUCGAGCUGUGACGCAAUUGGCUCAGCUGACCCAGGCGUUGGGGGAUCGGUUGCUUCAAGAUCUUCCUGUGAAUGGCAACAGGAAUGGCGGUGAUAUAACCAAGUUAGUGGCAAGGCGAAACCCUCCCGUGUUCGCAGGGAAAGAAGAUCUGUUGGAAGCUUUUAAGGACGCUCUGAGAGAGAAGUUCUAUCCUGAGCAUGUCAGGACAGCCAAGUAUGAAGAAUUUCUCCACCUACGUCAAGGAAAUCGUACGGUUCAAGAAUACUAUACUGACUUUAUCAACCUAGCGAGAGUUGCGCUUGCGUUGGUCCCUGACGAGCGUGGCAAAGCAGGCAAGUUCAUUCGAGGACUCAAUUUUGAGACUCAGAAGAACCUGAGUGUGUUCAGAUGCCAAACGUUGGAUGGGGCAUAUGACAGAGCUGCCAGUCAUUGUCUGGUGCAGCAGCUUCAGAGGGAGGUCACUAAGAAGGGCAAGAGAAGAAAUGAGGAAAAUCAGCAGCAGGGUGAGAAGAAGCCUAAGUAUUCUCAUCCUGGGCAGAACCGAAACUUCCAUCGGAAAGGAGGACCUAGGAACCACAAUGGUUACCACGAUCAAAGGAAUCAGAAUCAAGGUCAGAGGAACCAGAAGGUGGACAGACACUACCAUUGCAAGGGAUGUGGCAAGGAUCACCCCGGCGUGGAUUGCGAGGGGAAUGGGGUCAAGUUCUUUAACUGCAACAAGAUAGGGCACCAUGCAUUCGAAUGCUAUGCCCGGAAGGACGGGAACGGUUCUGGUCAGAACCAGAACAAGAACGGAGGAAACAAUGGGAAAAAUGUUAGAGGAGGAAAUCAAGGCAACAACCAAAAUGGUAACAAGAAUGGCGGGAACAACAAUGCUCACAAUGGCAAUGGAGGAAAUGGUGGACAAAGACGUAUUUACGUCAUUAACAAGGUCCAGGCAAAGGCCAGUGAUGUGGUCACAGGUACCUUCUUUGUACACUUUGUACCUGCCUUAGUUUUAUUUGAUUCUGGAGCUACGAACUCCUUUGUAUCAACUGCCUUUAUAAAGAAAAUAGGAGUGGCGCCGACCUCAGAAGUAAAAAUAGCUGUUAAAAUCCCUACCGGUAGUGCAGUGGCUUGUAAGUACGUACAUAAGGAUGUGCUAAUAGAUAUCAACGGAGUAAACUUUCCGGCUAACUUGAUUGAGUUCGAGUUGAAAGACCUCGAUGUAGUAUUGGGGAUGGACUGGCUGAGUGCUUACAAGGCCAAAAUCAUCUGUGACAAGCAGCAAGUUAUCUUAAAGAUUGCUGAAGGUGAUAGGGUGACCUAUCGAGGAAUCAUUACUAAACCUGGAAUCAAGUUGGUGUAUAUGCUGAAGGUUAAGAAGUACGUGAUGAAUAAUCACGAGGCCUACUUGUGCAUGGUUCGAGAUCUUGACUCGAUGGAGGAAACGCUUGAUCAAAUAGCGGUGGUGAGAGAUUUUCAUGACGUCUUUCUAGAAGAGAUACCCGACAUGCCACCAGAAAGGGAGAUAGAAUUUGCUAUCGACUUAGUGCCUGGAACUGUACCAAUCUCAAAGACGCCUUACAGGAUGGCAUCGAAGGAGAUGCAAGAAUUGAAAGAGCAGCUGCAAGAGUUACUGGAUAAGGGCUACAUCUGA